AUGGUCAAUGCUAUCAAACGCUUUACUCAAGUCCAACAUAAGAACGGCUGUCACCUUUUUCUCGUCGAUAGCCCUGUAAAGUUACUCCGUAAUAUCAAAGAUGAAUUAACUGUAUCUAAUGAUAAGAACAUCAUUUUACGAGACACACGCAUCGUUAUUCCAAAAAGCUUGCGAGCAGAUGCCAUACGUUUAGCCCAUGUUGGCCACCAAGGCAUAGUUAAAACGAAGAGCCUAAUGCGAGAAAAAGUUUGGUUCCCCUUAAUUGAUUCACUUGUCAAAUCUGCUAUCGACAGCUGUAUACCAUGCCAAGCCACUGGACGUCCAAAACCACCACAACCUCUGUUAAUGCGCGAAAUACCCAAGGAGAACUUUGACACUGUAUACAUUGACUUUUUGGGUCCGUUACCAAGUGGAGAAACACUCUUUGUCCUAAUAGAUGGACGCUUCCGAUAUCCGGUAACAAAAAUUAUGAAGAAAACGGAUGCUCCUCACCUAAUUCCAUGUUUAGACGAGAUCUUUGCCACAUUUGGAUUACCAAAAAAAGUUAUCUCGGACAAUAGUCCACCGUUUCAGAGCAAAGAAAUAAAGAAAUUCAUGGAUGACAAUGGCAUUCAACAUAAAACAAUCACUCCAUUAUGGCCACAACAAAUGAAAGCGAAACUUUCAUGA
Paramuricea clavata is the source of this 669-nucleotide messenger RNA. NCBI's taxonomy places the organism in Eukaryota, Metazoa, Cnidaria, Anthozoa, Malacalcyonacea, Plexauridae. The record is from the annotation of a GenBank genome assembly.